AUGGCUGAUCACUGUCAUUCUGCGGAUUUUCUCAAUGCAUCAAGCCACGCUAUCGUCUUAGACCCGUUUUCGGCAUACCCGUUCGAACCCCACGAUCUAGAGAGCGAUUCGGCUCAUGAACGGCAGCAAUCUUGCCCGCGGCCUCCGUCUGAUAAACUUCGUGGCUCUCUGUCAGCUGCACGCCAUUUGUACCUAUGGUACACCAAACUAGCGCCCCAACCAACAUUCGAUGCCGAUCUCCUUUUCACAGCACAGGGCACGAUACCGUUUCGAGGCGAAGCUCGUCCCGAAGUACACAAUACAUGUCAAAAAGCCAGUCGCCUGUCACCGCCGUCCGGUGUCAACUCCGACAGCAAAUGUCAGACCAUGAUGCCACCAGAUCGUGUUGCGCAGUGGUGCAUCGACUCUUCUUCGAGCGCCACGCAGUUUCACAGAAGCUGA
Molecule: messenger RNA, 441 nt
Organism: Parastagonospora nodorum SN15
Lineage: Eukaryota; Fungi; Ascomycota; Dothideomycetes; Pleosporales; Phaeosphaeriaceae
Exons: 2
Coding region: 1-441 (146 amino acids)
Source: RefSeq, a predicted model, not a curated record